Molecule: messenger RNA, 1055 nt
Organism: Lycium ferocissimum
Lineage: Eukaryota; Viridiplantae; Streptophyta; Magnoliopsida; Solanales; Solanaceae
Product: probable glutathione S-transferase parC
Exons: 2
Coding region: 16-678 (220 amino acids)
Biological process (GO): glutathione metabolic process
Cellular component (GO): cytoplasm
Molecular function (GO): glutathione transferase activity
Source: RefSeq, a predicted model, not a curated record
UCAUACAGUAUAACAAUGGCUAACAAUGAGGUAAUUCUAUUGGAUUUCUGGCCUAGCAUGUUUGGCAUGAGGCUAAGGAUUGCACUAGCUGAAAAAGAGAUAAAAUAUGAGAACAAAGAACAGGACUUGUGGAACAAAAGCCCGUUGCUUUUACAGAUGAACCCUAUCUACAAAAAAGUACCAGUUUUGAUUCACAAUGGAAAGCCCAUAUGCGAGUCUAUUAUUGGAGUUGAGUACAUUGAUGAAGUGUGGAAGGAUAAAGCUCCUUUACUCCCUUCUGAUCCUUAUGAGAGAGCACAAGCUAGGUUCUGGGCUGACUAUAUUGACAAGAAGUUGUAUGAUUCUGCAAGGAAGAUAUGGGCAACAAAAGGAGAAGAACAGGAGGCAGGUAAGAAAGAUUUCAUAGAAGUCCUUAAAGUGCUGGAGGGAGUACUAGGAGACAAGCCUUACUUUGGAGGGGAUAACUUUGGUUUUGUGGAUAUUGCUCUCAUUGGGUUCUACACUUGGUUUUAUGCCUAUGAGACUUAUGGUAACUUCAGCACAGAGGCUGAGUGUCCAAAGUUUGUGUCUUGGGCCAAGAGGUGCAUGCAGAGGGAGUCUGUUGCCAAGUCUUUGCCCGAUCAACAUAAGGUCUAUGAGUUUAUACAAUGGUUAAGACAGAAAAUUGGAAUUGAAUAAACAUAUGCUUACGCAAUUAUGAUGUUUCUCGGAAACAACAUCUCACCUCCACGAGGUAGAGGUCUUCGUACUCUCUACAGUCCCCAGACCCCACUUGUGGGAUUACUGUGUAUGUUGUUGCUGUUGCUGUUGUUGUUGUUAUGCUUCAUAAUGUAUUUAAAAGGCACUUCAUUGUGCUUUCUUGAGUUGAAUUUUCAAGAUUUGAGAAGGUUGUUUGGUCAUAGUGCAAGGUCUAGUUUUACUUAUAAUAAAGGACUCUUAAGUGUGUCUUGUUUGAGUGUUGUUUGUUGUAGUUUGUGUAUGUAACUCUCGAGCUUCUCCUCUUUUGUAUUUACUUAUUGACAAUUGAGUUAUUUUACUUUUUCUUGGUUCUUGUU